Selaginella moellendorffii is the source of this 973-nucleotide messenger RNA. RefSeq lists its product as uncharacterized. NCBI's taxonomy places the organism in Eukaryota, Viridiplantae, Streptophyta, Lycopodiopsida, Selaginellales, Selaginellaceae. The record is from RefSeq and is a predicted model, not a curated record. Bases 12 to 476 code for a protein of 154 amino acids. The transcript is spliced from 3 exons.
ACGAGGAUCGCAUGGGGGGCUGUUCGACUUCCUCCAGCUUUAUCUCUUCUCGGAGCUUUACUUUUACUUUCCUGUUUUGUCGUCUGGGUACUGUGAUGGAACUUAAGUCUCAACCGCGAGAUCCUGGCAAUGCAAUCGAGCGAUGGUUCUUGGAUCUUGUGAGAUCGUGCCGCGAUCUCGCGGCGGCGGAGGCGAUCCAUUCGUGCAUUGCGUUGGCGGGAAAUGCGGGAGUGUGGGUAUUGCGCGCCAUGUCUUUGAUGGCAUUCGCUACCCCUGUUCGAUUCUCCUCUGCGCAUCGCGCCGGCAACGAGUUUGACCUCCUGGAACACGCUCCUGUCUGCAUUUGCCCAGUCCGGGAAUCUUUCAGGGAAUCCCUCUCAGGAGCCUUGGAAUGCCAUGCUGGCGGCAUAUUCCACCUGGAAGAUGCUCGGAGAAUCCAGGGUCUCUCUCACUACCCGGCCAGAUUAAAAAUGUGAUCCAGUAAGUUAUCUAGUUGAUUCUUUGCAACUCUCAAAUCUUCUUUCUUCUUCUUUAUUUCUCUGUUCUUUAGAUGGCCACCAGAGGUCUUGGAAGCCACACUGAUAGUCCAAGUAAACCGAGUGUCCGAGAAAGAAAUUAUCGUUCCUAUAUCAUCGAUCGGAGGGAAUGGUGACUGGAUACGUGAUAUAUUGUGUGAGGCUUGGAAAACUGAUGCUGCCAACGGCGGACGUGUGAGAGUUGUGCCUGGAAAGCCUCCCAUCCGGAUCAUCAUGCUUGCCGGCGUAACAGAGCGUACUUUACCGAUGGCCGCCUGCUUAUAACAGGGAUCUCUUUGCCGAGCAACAUGAAUACGCAAAUAUCAAGGUGCGUUUGCCAAGAAUUUUUUUUUUUUUUCGGUCGGUAACAAAGUUUACAUCAAUGCUGGCUCAUUGCUGAGCAAUGUCGAAACUUGACUGAUGAUACGUCCUCAUUACUGGAGAAGACUUUUUCUGCU